This is a messenger RNA of Cornus florida, 2387 nucleotides long. RefSeq names its product ruBisCO large subunit-binding protein subunit beta, chloroplastic. The coding region runs from base 175 to 1992 and encodes 605 amino acids. Gene Ontology annotation, molecular function: ATP binding; ATP-dependent protein folding chaperone. Lineage: Eukaryota; Viridiplantae; Streptophyta; Magnoliopsida; Cornales; Cornaceae. The transcript has 15 exons. The record is from RefSeq and is a predicted model, not a curated record. Gene Ontology annotation, biological process: protein refolding.
GCAUUUCACAUAGAGAACCAUCUUCCCAACAUGAAUAUAUUCUAGAACAUUCCACAAUCCCGAAAGCCCUUAUCUUCGACUACUAAAACCCUAAUCUCCACUUCGAGCUCUUCUGAGGUACUUCUCAUCGUUGUUCGAUUCCUGCAAUAACCUUUUUCAGGUUCUCGGUAGAAGAUGGCAUCAACCUUCACCAGCAUGUCUUCUAUAGGCUCCCUUGUGUCUCCCAGCAGCCAUACAACGGAUAAGAAAUUUAUGAAUUUGUCUUCAUUGGCUUUCAUAUCUUCAAUAGAUUUCAGAAACGGGAGACAGAAUGUAGUUCAGCAGAGAAGUUGUUCUUCAAAGGUUAUGGCAAUGGCCAAGGAGUUGCAUUUCAACAAAGAUGGUUCUGCUAUUAAGAAGCUACAGACCGGUGUUGACAAGCUUGCGGAUCUAGUUGGAGUUACUCUUGGCCCCAAAGGAAGAAAUGUAGUUCUGGAGAGCAAGUACGGCUCCCCUAAAAUUGUCAAUGAUGGUGUAACUGUGGCUAAAGAGGUUGAGUUGGAGGACCCUGUUGAGAACAUUGGUGCUAAGUUGGUUAGACAAGCUGCUUCAAAGACAAAUGAUUUGGCUGGUGAUGGAACAACAACAUCUGUUGUUUUGGCACAAGGUUUGAUUGCAGAAGGUGUUAAGGUUGUGGCAGCUGGUGCAAAUCCUAUUCAAAUUACAAGGGGUAUCGAGAAAACUACUAAAGCCCUCGUGGCGGAGCUUAAGUUAAUGUCAAAAGAGGUUGAAGACAGUGAACUAGCAGAUGUGGCUGCAGUUAGUGCUGGAAACAACUAUGAAAUAGGAAAUAUGAUAGCUGAAGCCAUGGGUAGAGUGGGUCGGAAGGGUGUGGUGACUCUUGAAGAAGGAAAAAGUGCUGAGAACAGCUUGUAUGUUGUAGAAGGCAUGCAAUUUGACCGUGGCUAUAUUUCCCCUUAUUUCGUUACGGACAGUGAGAAAAUGGCUGUCGAAUUUGAAAAUUGCAAGUUGCUUUUGGUUGACAAAAAGAUAACAAAUGCAAGGGAUCUAAUUAAUGUAUUGGAAGAUGCUAUUAGGGGAGGAUACCCAAUAGUAAUUAUUGCAGAAGACAUUGAGCAGGAAGCUCUUGCUACUCUUGUUGUGAACAAGCUCAGAGGAGCUCUAAAGAUUGCUGCACUGAAGGCCCCUGGAUUUGGUGAGCGUAAAAGCCAGUAUCUUGAUGAUAUUGCUAUCCUUACUGGAGGAACUGUGAUUAGAGAGGAGGUUGGGUUAUCUCUGGAUAAAGCUGAAAAGGAGGUCUUAGGGCAUGCUGCAAAAGUGGUACUCACCAAGGAUACUUCUACAAUUGUUGGUGAUGGCAGUACGCAAGAUGCAGUAAAUAAACGAGUUGUGCAGAUAAGAAACCUUAUUGAGACUGCAGAGCAGGACUAUGAAAAAGAAAAGCUAAAUGAAAGAAUUGCAAAACUCUCAGGCGGUGUCGCUGUCAUUCAGGUAGGAGCACAGACAGAAACUGAGCUUAAAGAAAAGAAAUUGAGAGUAGAGGAUGCCCUUAAUGCAACAAAGGCAGCUGUUGAGGAAGGCAUUGUAGUUGGUGGUGGAUGCACACUGUUACGGCUUGUGGCAAAAGUUGAUGCCAUUAAAGAUACUCUAGACAAUGAUGAACAAAAGGUUGGAGCUGAUAUUGUUAAAAGGGCAUUGAGGUACCCCAUGAAGUUAAUUGCCAAGAAUGCAGGGGUCAAUGGAAGCGUUGUGAUCGAGAAGGUGUUGUCUAGUGACAAUCCUAAGUAUGGUUACAAUGCUGCAACUGGAAAAUACGAGGAUCUAAUGGCUGCCGGUAUAAUUGAUCCCACAAAGGUGGUGAGAUGUUGCUUGGAGCAUGCAGCUUCAGUUGCGAGAACCUUCCUCACAUCAGAUGCUGUGGUUGUUGACAUCAAGGAGCCUGAACCUAUGGUUGCUGGAAACCCGAUGGAUAAUUCAGGUUAUGGUUACUGAGUUGCAGCAUGUAAGUAUACGUCAUGAGCAAUGGACAAUUGCGGCUCCAAUAAGUUUGUAAUUGGAUCAAGAUCACAAAUGCAGUAGAGAUUGAUGGGUGGAGUCCUCUUUAAUCCGCUUGAAUUCCGGGAGAGAAUGCUCAGUCGACGGGUAGAGAUAUCAAUGAUUUUUUUUUUUUUUUUUUCUCUCUCUCGUAAGUUUGCUGCCAAAAGGUUGCACUAUCAAUUUAAUUCCAGCCAGAAUAAUUAGUUGGAAUUCGGUAUGAGGUCCAACUGAUAAAUCUGAGUAUAAUCAGUUUUGAUUCAAACGGUACUUGUGCUGAUUCUUUUAAUUCCUGUUGACUUACUGGAUACAUAAUUGAAGAUGCAAUAAAUUUUCUUUUGUAUUCUUAGAAA